Molecule: messenger RNA, 1630 nt
Organism: Jatropha curcas
Lineage: Eukaryota; Viridiplantae; Streptophyta; Magnoliopsida; Malpighiales; Euphorbiaceae
Product: Eukaryotic aspartyl protease family protein
Biological process (GO): proteolysis
Molecular function (GO): aspartic-type endopeptidase activity
Source: RefSeq, a predicted model, not a curated record
AAGUUCUUGCUUCUAAAUGUCCCAAAAAUUUAAAAACUUGGUACAAAUUUAAUAAAUCUUAAACCUCUUUCAAUGCUUACUAUUUAAGCAGGCCUAAAUAUAUUACUUUGCAACCCCACAAAAAUUAAAUCCAAAGUCCUUUCUUCCCCACCUCUCUCUCUCUCUUUCUUCUUUUCCUCAUAUAGGGAGGAAACACCAAGAACAGCCCCAAUGGCCUCUUCUUUCAAUUUUCUUGCUAAACUAAUUAUAUUUUCCUUCAUUGUCUUGCAAACCCAAGAAUCUCUUGCUUCAAAUAAUCAAACUUCAUUAGUAUUGCCACUCAAAACCCGUAAACAUUCUCAUUUUACCUCAAGACUCGUCACCACCGACUCCUCCCCCGCCAACAAGCUUUUAUUCCACCAUAAUGUUACUUUAACGGUGUCUCUAACGGUGGGUACGCCGCCUCAGAACGUUACAAUGGUUCUUGACACCGGCAGUGAGCUUUCUUGGCUUCAAUGCAAAAAAGCUCCAGGCUUGAACUCCAUUUUUAACCCUCUGGUCUCCAAAACUUACUCUAAGGUUCCAUGUUCUUCUUCAACCUGUAGGACCCGAACCCAUGACCUUACCUUACCUGUUUCCUGUGACUCCGCUAAGUUCUGUCACGUUAUUGUCUCCUACGCCGAUGCUUCCUCUCUUGAAGGAAACCUCGCGUUUGAUACAUUCCGAAUCGGGUCAUCCAGUAAACCCGGUACAAUUUUCGGGUGCAUGGACUCGGGUUUCAGUUCAAAUCCAGAGGAAGACGCGAAAACGACUGGGUUAAUGGGUAUGAACCGUGGGUCAUUAUCAUUUGUUAACCAAAUGGGUUAUCCGAAAUUUUCUUAUUGCAUAUCGGGUAUUGAUUCUUCCGGUGUUUUACUUCUCGGAGAUGCUAGUUUGCCGUGGCUGAAACCUCUGAGUUACACUCCUUUAGUCCAAAUAUCAACCCCAUUACCGUCUUUUGAUCGGGUCGCUUACUCAGUUCAACUCGAAGGUAUUAAAGUUAAUAACAAAAUUUUAUCGCUGCCGAAAUCGGUUUUUGUACCGGACCAUACCGGAGCAGGACAAACCAUGAUGGACUCGGGUACCCAGUUCACAUUCUUGUUAGGACCGGUUUAUACAGCUUUAAAAAAUGAGUUUUUGUUACAAACUAAAGGAGUUUUAAGAGUUCUAAAUGAUGAUAAUUUUGUAUUCCAAGGUGCAAUGGAUUUGUGUUAUUUAAUUGAUUCCUCCCGGCCGAGUUUGCCAAAAUUACCGGUUGUGAGCUUGAUGUUUCAAGGGGCCGAGAUGAGUGUAUCGGGAGACAGGUUGUUGUUUCGGGUACCGAGUGAAGUUAGAGGGAAAGAUUCAGUGUGGUGCUUUACAUUUGGGAACUCUGACUUAUUGGGUGUAGAAUCAUUUUUGAUUGGUCAUCAUCAUCAACAAGAUGUUUGGAUGGAGUUUGAUCUUGAAAAAUCAAGGAUUGGAUUGACUCAGUUUAGGUGUGAUGUUGCUAGUCAAAAGCUUGGCUUGUCCAUGUAAAGACAGAGGAAAACUAUUUUGUUGCAAGAGAGUGUUGGGGAACAAUUGUACAUAUAUACAUGAGAUUUUAUGGACAAUUUUCUGGUCAAAAGUA